Mytilus californianus (California mussel) is the source of this 1113-nucleotide messenger RNA. RefSeq names its product N-acetylglucosamine-1-phosphodiester alpha-N-acetylglucosaminidase-like. The transcript has 6 exons. The record is from RefSeq and is a predicted model, not a curated record. Bases 1 to 915 code for a protein of 304 amino acids. NCBI's taxonomy places the organism in Eukaryota, Metazoa, Mollusca, Bivalvia, Mytilida, Mytilidae.
AUGUACUAUUGUUUUACUUUUAUUAAAGGAGAUUUUAUACAAGGCACUAGACGGGAUACAUACGGGCACUUAACAAUUGUGAACAAUCCUGACAGAACAAUAUCAGUAUUAGAACCACGUGACUCUGGUGGAUGUCAGAAUCAAAUAAAAUCUACUGUCAUGAAAACAUCAACACAGAAAUCUUGUAUUGUUGCUGUAAAUGCUGGAUUCUUUGACCCCAGACCAGGCAAUGUUUGUUUAGGUAACAUAAUUAGCGACGGAAGAGUGGUUAUGGAGUCGCAAGGAGUACAGAACGUUCAUUUUGGAAUAACAAAUGAUGGAUCUUUACACUUUGGAUAUUUGUCAGAAACAGAAAUAGCAGACAACAAUUAUAAGCAGUUGAUUGGUGGUGUAUUUUGGUUGGUACGCGACGGACAACAUUACCUUAAAGAGAGUAUAAAUAUAGAAUGUCAAACUGAAGAACAGGCAGAAAUCAUGGAAAUGUAUGCCAAAACGAUACUAUCAGCAAGAUCAGCUAUUGGUCAUGAUAAGGAAGGACGCAUUCUGUUAAUGCAAAUUGAUGGACUCAACGAACAUAAAGGAAUGACUCUUUAUGAAUUUGCCGACUUACUUCUCGAUUAUGGAUUCGUACAAGCAAUUAACCUGGACGGAGGAGGAUCUACAACAUUAAUUAUCAAUGGAACAUUAGUUAAUCAUCCAACAGAUAAAUGUGAGAAUGAUACCAGAUUUACAUGUGCAAGAAAAGUUUCUACAAUUUUGUGUGUUCAUAGUGCCAAUUCUACAAGAUCAGCAGAAAAUGUUAAAUCCGAGUGUGAUUUUAGAACAAUUCCAAAUAUAUCCGAACACUGUAAAAGUAGUGCUAUUGGUUCAAAAAAUAUCAAACAGGAGGUGCAGUGUGACAGUGAUAAUCAGUGAAAAAAAAAACCAAAAGAACCUUAACUUUAAUAAAAAGCUGUGGAAAGACUCAUGUUUUGCUUUCAGGUACUAUUUGAAUAAUAAUUCAGUUUGCUGGCUCUUGUUGUUCAAGCACAUUUUCGUUUAGAUAGAAACAUAUGUGUAGAAAUUGAAUUGAGAGCAAUUCUAUUUUUCUGGCAGAUUUUUUGUUUACUUUAA